Messenger RNA from Talaromyces proteolyticus, 1751 nucleotides. Its product is annotated as Cupredoxin. The record is from RefSeq and is a predicted model, not a curated record. NCBI's taxonomy places the organism in Eukaryota, Fungi, Ascomycota, Eurotiomycetes, Eurotiales, Trichocomaceae. The coding region runs from base 30 to 1751 and encodes 573 amino acids. The transcript is spliced from 2 exons. Gene Ontology annotation, molecular function: oxidoreductase activity; copper ion binding.
GGUUUUCAUCAUCUAGCCUUUUCGACACUAUGAAAACUGCAUUUACUUUUCUUAGCCUCAUAGGAACUGCGAUAGGAAAAUCUAUAUAUCAUCCUGGGCGUCCCUUUUUUGAUGAUGGGGCACUGAAAAGAGAUGUCUGUUCUGGUAACACAGCCAGUGAUAGGCAAAUAUGGUGCGACUACGACGUGAGUACCGAUUACUACAAUACUGUACCAGAGACAGGCGUGACCAGGGAGUAUUACUUGAACAUCGAACAACUCACAGCCGCACCUGAUGGCUACUCUAGGACAGUCAUGGCAAUCAAUGGAUCGAUCCCAGGACCUACAAUCACUGCCAACUGGGGAGACCAUGUUGUUGUGCAUGUUACCAACAACCUCGCUUCAACAAAGAAUGGCUCUAGCAUCCACUUCCAUGGAAUACGUCAGAACUAUACUAAUCCUAAUGACGGCGUUGUUUCCAUUACCCAAUGUCCCACUGCGCCUGGUAAGACGACUACGUAUAAAUGGAGAGCUACUCAGUACGGCACCUCAUGGUAUCACUCUCACAUCGGGCUGCAAGCAUGGGAAGGAGUCUUUGGCGGUAUCUUGAUAAAUGGACCAGCCACAGAGAAUUAUGAUGAGGAUAAAGGCGUCUUGUUCCUUAAUGAUUGGAGUCAUCAAACAGUGGAUGAACUAUUCCAAUCUGCUGAGACCAGUGGCCCGCCUACCUUGGAUAAUGGCCUUAUAAAUGGUACCAAUGUUUAUGGCGACGACAAUUCGACCUCCCAGACGGGAUAUCGCUUUAAUACGUCGUUCACGGCUGGUACUUCGUAUAGACUGCGUUUGAUAAACGCUGCAGUAGACACGCAUUUCAAGUUUUCUAUUGACAAUCACACUCUCAUUGUCAUGGCCAUGGAUCUGGUGCCUAUAGAACCGUUCAAUACUACUGUUCUAAGCAUCGGAAUGGGUCAGAGAUAUGAUUUAGUUGUCAAUGCGGAUCAGUCCACGGGCAACGAGAGCUUUUGGAUGCGUGCUAUUCCACAAGAAGCGUGUUCCGAUAAUGACAGCGUGGACAACAUCAAAGGCAUCGUAUACUACGGCAGCUCACCCUCAACACCAACUACAGACGCCUACACAUAUACCGACAGCUGCGACGAUAUAGAUGUAUCGGACUUAGUCCCUUAUCUCUCCCAAAAUGCGUCAAUUCCCUACUAUAACUCCAGCGAGCCCGUGACACUAGGUUCAAACUCCGACAAUCUUUUCCGCUGGAUGAUGAACGGCACAUCAAUGCAGGUCUACUGGGACAACCCAACCCUCCUUCAGAUCUGGAACAACGACACCUCAUUCACGAAUUACAGUGGCGUAAUCGAGCUUCCCAAACGGAACGAAUGGUCCUAUGUCGUUAUCGAGACUGCACUUUCUUUGCCACACCCUAUUCAUUUGCACGGCCAUGACUUUUUCAUCCUUGCGCAGGGUACUGGUACGUACUCUUCUUCGGAGAUUACGAGUCUAUCGAACCCGCCUCGCCGGGAUGUAGCGAUGCUGCCCGCUUCUGGGUAUCUUGUGGUAGCAUUCAAGACUGAUAACCCUGGUGCGUGGUUAAUGCACUGUCAUAUUGGAUGGCACACUGAAGAAGGGUUUGCUAUUCAAUUUUUGGAGCAAUAUGAAGAGGCUCUUAAGUUGAUAGAUUAUGAUACGCUGAACUCUACUUGCCAAGGGUGGGAUGAAUAUGUGGAACAGAAUUCGGUGGAGCAGGAUGACGACGGAAUUUAA